This is a messenger RNA of Nannospalax galili (Upper Galilee mountains blind mole rat), 2040 nucleotides long. It is a transcript of the gene Clec4f, whose product is annotated as C-type lectin domain family 4 member F. The record is from RefSeq and is a predicted model, not a curated record. Lineage: Eukaryota; Metazoa; Chordata; Mammalia; Rodentia; Spalacidae. The transcript has 7 exons. The coding region runs from base 43 to 1788 and encodes 581 amino acids.
GACACACCUUCCAGAGACCAGUGGCAGGAGCAGCAUUGGAGGAUGAAGGAGUUGGAGGCGGACAGAGAUGCAGCUCUCUUCUGCACAGACAACCAGUGUGUCUCCCUGCAUCUCCGAGGGAUGGACCUCGAACCAGUGGCUUUUGGGGCUCCCAGGAUGCAGAGGCAUGUUAGGGCUGCCCUGGUGUUGAUGGCUGUGACUGUGGUAUUCUCUCUCCUGGCUCUCUUUGUGGUGGCUCUGCAACCUUGCAGACCCUUGAUGAAUGAAGAUCCUUCCUUGUGGGGAGACAAGUUGCUUGUGGGAGACAACUCUACUGGACAGUUCUCUAUGGAGCCCAACAAUCACCCCAACUUUGGCAGGGCUGCAGAGGUGGGAGAGGCUACUCAGAGCUUUAGGGACCUCAAGGAGAAUUCCAGCACCUGGCACAUGGAGCUCCAGAUGCUGAAGUGCAGAGUGGACAAUGUCAGUUCUCAGAUCCAGAUGCUCGGGGACCAUCUGGAGGAUGCUAGCACUAGCAUCCAGUGGGCAAAGGGCGAGUUGAAGGAUGCCAGUGCCUUGCAUUCACAGACCCAGGUGCUGAGGAGUUCCUUGGAGGUGGUCAGCACCGAGAUCCAGAGGCUGAGGGAAGAUCUGGGCAAGGCAACUGCUGCAACUUCCCAGACCUGGGAUCUCUUAAAGAGCAGUGCAGAAAACACCAGCACAGAGCUCCAAGUGCUGGGCAGAGGCCUGGAAGGUGCCCAGACCGAGAUCCAGGUGCUGAGGGUGGGGCUGGAGGUGGCCAAUGCCCAGGCUCGAUUGGCAAACAGCAGCUUAGAGAAUGCCCAUGCUGAAAUUCAUAUUUUGAGAAGCCAUCUGGAGACUGUUGAUGACUUAAGGACCCAGGAUCAGGUUUUAAGGAGCAGUUUGGUGGUAGUCCAGGCUGAGAUCCAGAAGUUGAGGGUGAAUGUGCAGAGCGAAAAUGCUCUCAGCUCCCAGACCCAGAGCCUCCUCCAAGGCAGUGUGUACAACACCAGCAUUGAGAUCCAGGCCCUGAGAAGUCAUCUGAAAAAGACUGGUGAUGAGAUGAACUCCUUAAAGAAAGAUCUAGAAACAGUUACUGCUCAGACCCAAAGGGCAGAUGGUCACCUGCAGCAGACAGAUGCCCAGAUCCGGAUGUUAAAAGCUGAGCUGGAAAGUGCCAAUUCCAUAAACUCCCAAAUUGAGGCGAAGACCCAGUCACUGCAGAGCAACCUGCGGAAGGCCGAGGCUGAGGUGCAGAGGUUAAAGACAGAUCUGGAGGCCACCAGAACUCUCACUGCCCAGAUCCAAGAGGAGCAAAGUCGUCUGGGGGCCUUGCACACUGCUGUGGCAUCACAGGAGCAGCUACAGAGAAACCAGAGUCAGCUUCUCCAGCUGGUCCUACAGGGCUGGAAGGCAUUCAGGGGAAACCUGUAUUACUUUUCCCAUGUCAAGAAAUCCUGGAAUGAGGCUGAGCAGUUCUGUGUGUCCCAGGGAGCACACCUGGCAUCGGUGACCUCUCAGGAGGAGCAGGAGUUCCUGGUUCAUUUCACCAGUACCAUGUAUCACUGGAUCGGCCUCACUGAUUGGGGCACUGAGGGCAAUUGGCGCUGGGCAGAUGGAACACCAUUUAAUGGUGUCCAGAGCAGAGGGUUUUGGGAAAAAAAUCAGCCUGACAACUGGCGACAUGGGAAUGGAGAGUUUGAAGACUGCAUCCAUAUGAAGCAGCUAUGGAACGACAUGGAGUGCAGGGUUGCUUACCACUGGGUGUGCAAGAAGUCCACAGGAUAGGCUGUGGCUUGAGCUGGCCAGACCUGAGGUGUUCUCCCUCAGAGACUCAAACCCUAUGCAUGGAUUCCCAUUGGCCUUCUUUUUGUCCUGCCCUGUCCCUUUGUCCAACUGUUUCAAACAUGUUUAUCUCUUGUGUGCUCCCAUGGCUUGAUGGGUCCUUAAGGAUGAGCCCUGUGUGCCUCUGUUUCCCCUCAGCAGCCUGCACAGUUCUGCCAGGCCAGAAUUUCAAUAAAUACUCACUGAAAAAAAAAA